Messenger RNA from Colletotrichum orchidophilum, 624 nucleotides. RefSeq lists its product as uncharacterized. The record is from RefSeq and is a predicted model, not a curated record. The transcript is spliced from 5 exons. Bases 1 to 624 code for a protein of 207 amino acids. Lineage: Eukaryota; Fungi; Ascomycota; Sordariomycetes; Glomerellales; Glomerellaceae.
AUGCAGUUCAACAUCGCCUCAGUCCUCAUCGUCAUGAGCACAUUCUCUUUGGGUGCUGCGCAUGUCAGGUUGGAAGCAACGUCUGCUGUUUGGGGGCUGAUUGCGAGGCUCAUGUGCCAGGGGGAUCCGCUGGUUCUUGCGGACACUAGAACCGCUCCUAGAACCAUUCCAAGAGCGAGGAAUCUGUUUAACGAAAACUUCAAAGAAUCAAGUCUGCCUUGCGAGAUCACCGACUCAUCAAGCUACGGCGACCAAAGAAACCUGCUCAACAGGUCUAAAACUACCACAGCUAUUUCCAAUUCAGACCACGAACACGUCACCAAGACCGUUCGGUAUCAUGUCGAUAGUGUUGUGAAAGCGGACAGCGCCCUACUCGACCUUGCUCUUACAACAACCUCCAUGCAUUCUUGGGCACAUGAGGUACGAGCGCUUUUUUUCAAGACCCGAUACGAUGUCAUAGGCAUCAUUCCGACGGAUUCUCUCGUCAAGGUCGACAUGGAGAACACCCCCGACGCGCCGGCGUUUACGGACUUUCGCCCGUUGAUCAAGGUUGAUGGAGGUCGGAGGAUUAUUGCAAAGAUUUUGCACGCUUAUGAUUGUUGGAUAAUUCAGACCACUCUGUGA